GAUAAGUAAUGUAUACCUCAUAUAAAACAGUUGACUUAUUUUAUAAAUUUUACUACAUAUUGCAAUGUUUGUAUAGCGUUAAAUUACUAUACUCCAAUUUGUAAACUGUUUUUCUAAGGAAUAUUGAAGCUUCUGCGUAGACUUUGUGUAAGUGGAAACAAAAAAGUUGUUGAUUCUAGUUUCGUUUAGAUAAAAAUUUCCGUUUGGAUUAAUAAACAAAAGAUGGCCUGGCAGUCAGUAACCAGAAACUUAAAUGAGAAGAUUGCUUACUUACUGACAACAAAAGAAUUAUCAGAUAUUACACUAAUUGUCGGUGAAAACAAAAAAUCUUUUCUUUCACACAAGUUGCUGUUAUCAAUAUACAGCGAGGUUUUCUGCAAUAUGAUUUAUGGCUCAGUGUUAAAUGACAAAUAUAAAAUAAUUUUAUCAGAUGAUGAUUCCACUGCUGUUGAUAUUUUCUUAAAGCACAUUUAUGUGGAUGAAAUAACAUUAAAUUCUAUAUCCGAAACAAUAUCAGCUUUGCGCUUUGCACAUAAAUAUAAGGUAACAUCUUUGAAGAAAAUUUGUGUCACUUAUUUGAAUAAUCAUUUAUGUCAGGAUUACAUUUUUGAAAUAUACGAAAUAGCAAAAGAUAUCAAUGAAGAACCAUUAAGAGAAACGUGUUGGAGGUUCAUUAAAGAUGACAUUUCUGAAGUUAUCAAGAAUAAGAAAUUGUUAACUGUGAAGUUUGAAACCAUGUUAGAUAUCGUAUCGAAGGAUGAUUUAAAAUUGGAAUCAGAAUUAGAUAUGUACAAUGCAGUUGUGGCGUGGGGAAGGAAACAAAUUGAAGAUAAUGACAUUAAAAAAUUACUUGAAAAAGUUUCUCCAUUAAUUCAACAAGUGAGAUUCAUUUCUAUGACUUAUUGCGAGUUGUUAGGAUCACCUUCCACUGAUGGUCUUCUAACAAAAAAUGAACUAUUUGAAAUAGUUCGAAGAAAAAGUAGCAAUGCAGAAAAACUAGGUGUAAAUUCAUACAACGUGCAUCAAUGGUACAAUCCAAGGAUGUUUCGAUCAUUUAAAUUGUAUCAUUUUUACUCGAUUUGUCGGUGUCAUUUACAGUGUUUUAGAAAUUUUCCAACUAUAACGGAAAUUUUCAAAACACGUAAUCAUAAUCUUUGUAUAUGGGGAGUUUUCCUAAAAAUUGGUUUCACAAGAUCUAGUUAUGAACCAUCCGUAAAAUUAAAAAUAGAUGUUACUUUAAGAAUUACUAAUAAGAUGACAUCUGCAAGGUGCCAUAAUACUGUAAAAAUUACUGUAUUUGUAAAGGAAAAGCGAAUAGGAAUCAACGAUAUACCUGUAUUCUUAUAUCGUCCAGUUAUUGUGAAGAAGAAUGAAAUCUGUGAAAUUAUUCUUAGUCCGUUAUUGCCUUUAACGCUGUCUUCUCACACAACGUUUGUCUCCUGUAGAUCAAACUGUUCUCUAUCAAGCCAGUUAGAAAGAACAAAUUUUAAUGAAAAUUCAACCCAUUUCAGUGCAAUUAUUGUAGAAAUUAUAUGA
This is a messenger RNA of Centruroides sculpturatus (bark scorpion), 1536 nucleotides long. RefSeq names its product BTB/POZ domain-containing protein 6-A-like. The transcript is spliced from 3 exons. Gene Ontology annotation, cellular component: P-body; cytosol. Lineage: Eukaryota; Metazoa; Arthropoda; Arachnida; Scorpiones; Buthidae. Gene Ontology annotation, molecular function: protein binding. The record is from RefSeq and is a predicted model, not a curated record. Gene Ontology annotation, biological process: neurogenesis. The coding region runs from base 223 to 1536 and encodes 437 amino acids.